This is a messenger RNA of Knipowitschia caucasica, 525 nucleotides long. The record is from the annotation of a GenBank genome assembly. NCBI's taxonomy places the organism in Eukaryota, Metazoa, Chordata, Actinopteri, Gobiiformes, Gobiidae.
AUGCCAGGCAGAGUUCACAAAGUGACUUUUCCAAACAUGGAUAUGACCAUUCGGACUACUACAGGAGUGACCGCGGCAGAGAGAGGUAUCGGCGCACCCCACCCGUGUCUCCUGUCCGAGAUGCACGCUCCUCCACACCGACCUAUCACCAAUCCGGCAGGUCCUCCUACCAUAACAACGGCUUCUCUGGCUCGUCACCGGAUCAUCAGAACCGAUGGCUGUCACCCGACCGUCGGAACCGCUGGCAGUCACCGGACCAUCGCAACCGUCGAUAUUCGCCAGGCCAGUACAACAGUCGGCAUUCCUCCGGACCUUCUCCUCAUCGAGACCAUCACUUCAGCUACGAGAGGCAUUCCACACCCCGCAGCCCAGAGGGAUGGCGUCCCUCUUCUCGUCACCAUGAUGACCGGUCUUCCCCUUACAACUAUGACUAUGACUCUUCUUUUGAUACAGGUAGACGCAGAUCCCCCUCAGCACGAUCGAGCUGUGAAGGACAGAGACCAAAUGACAGAAAUCAGCACGUGA